GUUUCUCAUCCAUCACAGUCUCACAUUUGACCUCCAUUACUUCACUAUGUCUGCAGAAGACUUCGUCCAGAAAUCUUACGACUACGUUAUUUGCGGAGGCGGGACAGCAGGUCUCGUGCUCGCAGCUCGCCUCAGUGAAGACCCGAAUAUCACUGUUGGCGUUUUGGAAGCUGGAGAAAAUCGAUUGAAUGAUCCCUUGAUUGACGCUCCCGCUCUUUACAUUCAAACAUGGGAGAAGCCGGAGUAUGACUGGUGUUUCAAGACAGUGCCUCAAAAAGGGACUGCGAAUCGUGUUCAUGGAUGGGCUCGAGGGAAGGUCCUUGGAGGAUCAUCGGCCAUCAACUACAACAUGUUCUCGAUGGCCUCUAGACAGGAUCUCGACAAUUGGGCCGAGCUAGGGAACAAGGGAUGGGGUUUCAAUGAUAUGGCUCCGUACUACCGCAAAUUCGAGACGUAUAAUCCACCAUCUAAGAUUCUGUCCUCCAAGAUUAACGAUAGAUAUGUCGACCCGCUUCUUCGGGGAACGAGCGGUCCGAUUCAGAUUUCAUUCUGCGAGGCCGACUUCCAAUGGGCCCAAGAAGCAUGGCCAGAGACAUGCAUCAAUGCAGGGUAUCCGGCUCCAAAAGAUCCACGUAGUGGUUCCGCUAUCGGGGGGUUUAAUCAACUCACCACUGUUAAUCCUAAGACGAUGCAGAGAAGUUACUCUGCGAGAGAUUACUAUGAACCCAAUGCCGGCCGACGAAAUCUCUCCGUACUGACCGAAGCACUGGUCGCUAAAAUUGAGUUUGAGAAGGGUGGUUCUGGCAACGCCAUAGCAACGGGAGUGAAAUUCUUUGCAAGUGGCGCUGAGCACACAGUUAAGGCAAACAAGGAAGUCAUUGUGUGUGGUGGAGUCAUCUGUUCUCCCCAGAUCCUGGAACUCUCUGGCAUCGGUUCUGCCAGUCGUCUUCAGAAUGUCGGCAUUGAGAUUGUAGUUGACAAUCCCAAUGUUGGCGAGAAUCUUAAUGAACAUUCUGCCACAGGCAUCUCCCUGGCAGUCAAGGACGAAUACCCCACAGCAGAAGUCCUCCUUCGCAAUCCCGAGAUCGCACAGCAAGCCAUGGAGGCAUACAUUACUCACAAAGCUGGCCCAUUUGCGAAUGCUCCAACAACUACCGGAUUCGUGUCCCUGUCACUUGCCGACCCGAACCUCGCGGACCCAGAAAAGCACAUUAACACCCUCAUAUCAGAUUUCCAGAAAGCCAAUCCCGAUGCGGACCCGGCCGGGCGUGCACCACUACUCGGACGUCAAAUUCUUGACCCCAAAGAAGCCAUUGCACAAGUAGUCUUGCUUUCAGUCGGCGCAGAUAUUCGUAACUCGGAUUCUGCUGCAAAGCUCUUCAUGCACGAUGCACCUGGAAAUUGGAUUACAUUAGGGGUGUGCAGCACGCGGUCUCUUUCUCGCGGUAGCGUACACAUUGAAUCACCCGACCCUAAGAAACACCCAGUCAUUGAUCCUGCAUACUACUCGCAUCCUCUUGACCUUGAUCUGGCUGCCCGUGGUAUCCUGCACGCUAUUUCUCUCACUCAGUACGAGCCCCUGCACUCCAAGAUGAAGCGGGAUGAGAAGGGCGGUCUAAUCCUGCCUCCAUGGAUACCAGCGAUUCCCACGACUUUGGAAGAGGCGAAAGAAGUUGCUUCUAGUAAUACAGUGACUGAAUAUCACCCAAUUGGUACCUGUGCAAUGCUACCGAAGGAGAAAGGAGGUGUUGUAGAUAGCGAUUGUAAGGUCUACGGAACGAGUAAUGUUCGGGUUGUGGAUGCUAGUAUCUUCCCUACAAAUGUGCAAGGAAACAUUAUUUCCCUCAUCUAUGCUGUUGCGGAGAAGGCAGCGGAUAUCAUUAAAGGGAAGACGUCAGAUGAGGUGAACGGGCAUUAGGCAGAGAUUCCGCUCCUCCCUACCCACUACCCGGAUCCAGCUAGCGGAGAUAAAUUUAAGGUCUACAAUUCCC
Messenger RNA from Lindgomyces ingoldianus, 1991 nucleotides. Its product is annotated as alcohol oxidase. Gene Ontology annotation, molecular function: oxidoreductase activity, acting on CH-OH group of donors; flavin adenine dinucleotide binding. The record is from RefSeq and is a predicted model, not a curated record. The transcript is spliced from 7 exons. Lineage: Eukaryota; Fungi; Ascomycota; Dothideomycetes; Pleosporales; Lindgomycetaceae. The coding region runs from base 47 to 1918 and encodes 623 amino acids.